UGUCUUUUCACUUCCUCUUGGUUAGAGGUGUAUCCGGGUCGUUGCUUUCUCUAUUGUCUCAGGCAACUGGCCUCGGACUGUGCAAAUUCUGGGUCUUUUGUUGCUUCUGGUGCAGGCUAAUAAAGUUUUUAUUUGUUUUAUUUUUUUUUUCUAGCGGUUUUAACGGGGGAACUCUCCUAAGGGCCGCCGUGUUGGCCGUGCUGUUUGGGCCACGGGCGCCUCUGGCCGAGGAGCGCCUAGGGGAGGGGCGCGAGCGGCCGGGGCCGGUUUUUCCAGGGCUGGGGGGCGGGAGGGGACCUCUGGGCUGCUUCUGGGACGCCCGGGUUUGGUCGGCGGCGCCGCGUUUAAAUAGCACCUUCCGACUUGCUUCCGCGGUCUCAGUGCCCGACCUCGGCGCUGCCUGGGCUCUCGCAGUCACUCCCUAGGUCUCCUUCAAACGACCACCUCACGGAUACCUUAUGGAUCGCAGCUCCAAGAGGAGGCAGGUGAAGCCUUUGGCAGCUUCUCUGCUAGAAGCCCUCGAUUAUGAUAGUUCAGAUGACAGUGACUUUAAAGUUGGAGAUGCCUCAGAUUCAGAAGGGAGUGGUAAUGGAAGUGAAGAUCCCUCAAAAGACAGUGGAGAAGGUUCCUGUAGUGAUUCUGAAGAAAAUAUUUUAGAGGAAGAACUGAAUGAAGAUAUUAAAGUAAAAGAAGAACAACUUAAAAAUUCUGCAGAGGAAGAAAUAUUAUCAUCAGAAAAACAGUUAAUUAAAAUAGAAAAGAAGGAGGAAGAAGAGAAUGGUGAAAGACCUAGAAAGAAAAAGGAGAAAGAGAAGGAAAAAGAAAAGGAAAGAGAGAAGGACAAGGAAAAAGAGAAAGAGAAGGAGAGAGAGAAGGAGAAAGAAAAAGCAACAGUAUCUGAUAAUGUGGCUGCUUCUGCUGCCCCCAUCACACCAGCCACAAGUCCUCCUGCUAUUAACACGUCUCCUUCUGUCCCUACUACGACAACUACUGCAGAGGAACAAGUCAGUGAGCCAAAAAAGUGGAACCUUCGUCGAAACCGGCCACUUUUGGAUUUUGUAUCCAUGGAAGAGCUGAAUGACAUGGAUGACUAUGACAGUGAAGAUGACAAUGAUUGGCGGCCUACUGUAGUAAAGAGAAAGGGAAGAACUGCAUCUCAGAAAGAAGGAAGUGAUGGUGAUAAUGAGGAUGAUGAAGAUGAGGGAAGUGGAAGUGAUGAGGAUGACAAUGAUGAAGGCAAUGAUGAAGAUCAUAGCAGCCCUGCCAGUGAAGCAGGUUGCAAGAAGAAGAAGAGUAAAGUUCUUAGCAGAAACAGUGCUGAUGAUGAGGAACUGACCAAUGAUAGCCUGACACUAUCUCAAAGCAAGAGUAAUGAGGACUCGCUGAUUCUUGAGAAGAGUCAAAAUUGGAGUUCUCAAAAAAUGGACCAUAUUCUGAUUUGCUGUGUUUGCCUUGGAGAUAAUAGCGAGGAUGCUGAUGAAAUAAUUCAAUGUGACAAUUGUGGCAUUACAGUUCAUGAAGGCUGCUAUGGGGUUGAUGGAGAAAGUGACUCUAUUAUGAGUUCAGCUUCUGAAAACUCCACUGAACCUUGGUUUUGUGAUGCCUGUAAAUGUGGUGUCUCCCCUAGCUGUGAACUAUGUCCCAAUCAAGAUGGAAUUUUCAAGGAAACAGAUGCUGGAAGAUGGGUUCACAUUGUUUGUGCCCUCUAUGUUCCUGGAGUAGCGUUUGGAGAUAUUGACAAAUUACGACCAGUAACACUAACAGAAAUGAACUAUUCCAAAUAUGGUGCCAAGGAGUGCAGUUUCUGUGAAGACCCUCGUUUUGCUAGAACUGGAGUUUGCAUUAGCUGUGAUGCAGGGAUGUGCAGAGCUUAUUUCCAUGUGACCUGCGCCCAGAAGGAAGGUCUGCUUUCAGAAGCAGCAGCAGAAGAGGAUAUAGCGGAUCCAUUUUUUGCUUAUUGUAAACAACAUGCAGAUAGGUUAGACAGAAAGUGGAAGAGAAAGAACUACUUGGCUCUACAGUCCUACUGUAAAAUGUCUUUACAAGAGAGAGAGAAGCAACUAUCACCUGAAGCACAGGCAAGGAUCAAUGCCCGUCUUCAGCAAUAUCGUGCCAAAGCAGAACUAGCUCGAUCCACCAGACCUCAGGCCUGGGUUCCAAGGGAAAAAUUGCCCAGACCACUCACUAGUAGUGCUUCAGCCAUUCGCAAACUGAUGCGGAAAGCAGAACUAAUGGGGAUCAGUACAGACAUCUUCCCAGUGGACAAUUCAGAUACUAGUUCUAGUGUGGAUGGAAGGCGAAAGCAUAAGCAACCAGCUCUUACUGCUGAUUUUGUGAAUUACUAUUUUGAGAGAAAUAUGCGCAUGAUUCAAAUUCAGGAAAAUAUGGCUGAACAAAAGAAUAUAAAGGAUAAGUUAGAAAAUGAACAGGAAAAGCUUCAUGUGGAAUAUAAUAAGCUCUGUGAAUCUUUAGAAGAACUGCAAAACCUGAAUGGAAAACUUCGAAGUGAGGGCCAAGGAAUAUGGGCCUUACUGGGCAGAAUUACAGGGCAGAAGUUGAACGUACCAGCAAUUUUACGAGCGCCCAAGGAGAGAAAACCAAGUAAAAAAGAAGGAGGCACACAAAAGACAUCUAUUCUUCCUACAGUGCUUUAUAGUUGUGGAAUUUGUAAGAAGAGCCAUGAUCAGCAUCUCCUUUUAUUGUGUGAUACCUGUAAACUCCAUUACCAUCUUGGAUGUCUGGACCCUCCUCUAACCAGAAUGCCAAGAAAGACCAAAAAUAGCUAUUGGCAGUGUUCAGAAUGUGACCAGGCAGGGAGUAGUGACAUGGAAGCAGACAUGGCUAUGGAAACCUUACCAGAUGGGACCAAACGAUCAAGGAGGCAGAUUAAGGAGCCAGUGAAAUUUGUUCCACAGGAUAUGCCACCAGAACCUAAGAAGAUUCCAAUAAGAAACACGAGAACCAGAGGACGAAAACGAAGUUUCAUUCCCGAGGAAGAAAAACAUGAGGAAAGAGUUCCUAGAGAAAGAAGACAAAGACAGUCUGUGUUACAAAAGAAACCCAAAGCUGAAGAUUUACGAACUGAGUGUGCAACUUGUAAGGGAACUGGUGACAAUGAAAAUCUUGUCAGCAGGAUGAGAUUGUCUGAAACGAAGAAUAGGUGUGAUGAAUGCAGAUUAUGCUACCAUUUUGGCUGUUUGGAUCCUCCUUUGAAAAAGUCUCCUAAACAGACAGGCUAUGGAUGGAUAUGUCAGGAGUGUGAUUCUUCAUCUUCUAAGGUGAGACCUAUGACUUGCUUCUAACCAAGUGAUUACAACAAAGAUGAUGGGAUGAACAUGAUUAAAUUUAUCUGAUGACAUUGCACGAGAUGGUAACAUCUCUGGAAGAAACUCUGCUCACUUGCUGACUUUGAUGAAAGGAGACCAGAGUGACAAAGCUGAGGAUGUCCUCCAGCCAACAACCAGAGAAACUGAGGUCCGCAGUACUAUACCUACAAGGAAAAGAAUUCUGUCAACAGAAUCCUUUCCCACUGGAACUGCAGUUGAGAUAUAUCCCUUGGACAUCUUGAUGGCAACCAAGCUACAUGAACCCAGAUUCCUGAGCCACAAAAACUGUGAGAUAAUGUUGGUGUGUUGUAAGCUAAAUUUGUGGUUAUGUGGUACAUAAAAAUAGUGAAUACAGUCAGUGCUCUCAAAAGCAUGUUUUGCUAAAAACUGUUCUAAUGUCAUGCACUUUGAAAAAAAAUUUCCCAAUCCCACAAUAUUCCCAAACUGGGAAAUCUAUCUAUGCCCUCAACCUCCUGAGAGAGUGACUGUACAUCUGAGAAAUACAGGAAAGAUGUUGUUACUUAAUUUUUCUCCAUUAUGGAGCCCAUUUUGAUUUUUUAAACAUUUAGUGAUACCUUAUAAAAUUAAUUUUCAAAUGCUCAUACCACAAAGUAGUCUUUGCAAAGAGCAAUAGGCUUCAGGCUGGAGAAUGAAUCACCUCAGAGGUACAUUAAGACCUACAACAGGUAUACUUUAGGUGGUAAUUUUAAGGAAAUCAAUUUCCAUAUUCUCACUUGUUCAUAUUCAUUUUCCCGAGCUACAUUCCUGUGAAAAUGUCUUCAGUAGGUUUUCACAUCUCACUUUAUAAAAGAAAGGCAUUCUGUCAUCCAUCCCCAGCAAACCUGUAGAAGACAAACAAAAACACAAUUUAAAGCAUUGGUGUCCAUAUUGAAAAAGUAAAUGACCAUAAGAUUGGGUUUAAAAUCAGUUGACAAACUCCAUUUUCUUUUCUUCUUUUUUUUUUUUUACUUUUACAUCGUAGAAUUGAUUAUGUGAUGGCAAACACUGAUAUAUCUGCCUUUGAACAUAUUUGCUGAAGAUGGACAGUCUACCACAAAUUGGCAAAUAAAAUCAUAAGUAAAAAUCUCCUCAUAGAUAAUUAAGGCACAUUGAAGCAUAAAACAGGAUAGGGUUAGAACAUCCCUCAAGACUAAGUAAAAUCCAAAGUUCUGAGCUGUUGUUGCUGAGUGUGGCAGGUAGUCACAAGGAAAGAAAGAGGCUUUAAAGCCCUUACAGUUCACACACAACAAGUUAAUUCUUAUUGCAAAGCAGGAAGGACACAACUAAUAGAAGAAGCUGCAUCAGCCGAACAGUGCACAUUGAAUCCUCAGAAAGACUCAAAAGGUAAGGAGAACUAUUACCCAUAUUUUAUAAAUACACCUGCACAGCAGUGAGUUUAAAGACUGGGACUUGGACCCCUAUUUGGGACUCCCAUCAAGGCCCAAGGGCUUUCGCUAAUUUCUUUUUCCCCCUUUCAGGCAACAACUUAGGUUUCUUUCUUGGAGAUUUCACAUCUGCAAUCAAUCAGGAAAGCACUGAGCUUGCAGGGUGAUUCAGUUGCAACUCCGAUCCUGGGUAUAAACCUGUUCGUGUUGUAUCUUCUAUGUGAUGAGCAUCACACCAUUUUUUAGCUCAUGAGACGUGUAUAGAAAGACUGUUGUGAUUCUAACAAUCUCAAAGUACUUUGCUACCAUAUAAUAAUAUAACUGAGAAGUGCUUAUAGAAACAAAAAAUGCAAUAUAAUUUAUUAAUGUAAAUCAUUGAAAGAAAGAAGGCAAUCUAGGUGAGCUUAUGCUGACUUGGUUUGUCCAUUCUUAAAGUUUUUUCAGUAGCUACACAACAAAUGAACAGUUUAAGUAAAAUACCCAAGUGCAUUGAAAUCUAUCUCUGAAUGAAAUAUACUGGGAAAUAAUAAUGAAAAAAAAAAUUGCAGUUCUCCCAGGAAUUUUUCUUACAAGAUAAAAUACUGAAGAAUUUAUAAUUUAUCUAUAUCAGUUUCUUUCUUUAUAUCUGGUCUACUCCCUAAGGAAACUGAGAUGGCUUACAAAAGGUAUACAAUAAGAUAGAAGAAAAGAAACAUAAAUCAAAUUAGGGAGGGGUUGUUAAAACAUAUAGAAACCAAGGUCAGUAGUGAUGAAAGUAAGAGUGGAGACAGGUCCUAUUGAAUUAUUAAAGACUAGUCACAAAUUUGGUUCUGAGCUUCUUAAAGCUAAGUAGUUAGAAAAUAAUGGCUAGACUAAAGGGCUUUGAUAUGUUAUCUGUAGGAAAAAAUAUAUUUCUCAUUAGCUGCCUAAUUCUUUAAUACCUCACAAUAUUCUUUGCAGAUAAACUUUAAACAUGGAAAUUUUUAUGCAAAAGAGAGAUUUUGCUCAUUAGAAAGAAAUUAAAUAGAAGGAUAUUUACAAAGGUGUUUUUCAUUGUGAAAACUGAUGGUUUCAAAAAAUAUUAUGAUAAGGAGAGCAUUUCAAAGUUUCCCACGUUAAUCAGGAAAGUAAGCAAAGGUCUACUGCUUUGAAGGUUUUAAUCCAAGAUGCUUAUCCAGUCUUUUUGUUGAAUAAAUCUUGCAAAAUAGGCCUUCUCAGAAAAUUCACAGCAUUUUCUGUGGGAUCUUUAAAUGUCAACCAAGCAGGCUUUCUGAUGAUAUUAUGCCUGCAUAACUUCCUAACAGUUGGGGUGGGGGUGGAGAUGGGAGAUAGUAAACUGGUUUUUGUACUUUACAACAUAGCUUUUCUAGCAAUGAUGACAAAGCUAGAUCAGAGUCAGAAGCAUGUUACAUUCCAAAAGAAGAUAAGAUGAUGACUUGUGCAUAUAAAAAAUGAACAUAUGUUAAAAAUCUUGUUUAAUUCAUUGUUAAUGAAGGAACCAGGAAGAUGUUACAGCCAGUUUAAAGGAGAAUCCGAAGAACAGAUAGUACUUACAGAUCAGGAAUAUUGAAACACAGUUUUUCAAAUGGAUCCACAGUGACUUACAGAAAGAAGCAGUCUAGCCCUUCAUCAGACUAUUCAUAGACAUGUAUGAUUUGAUUUGCUAUCAAUUAUAAAAUAAUUGAUGAAAGACUAAAAGCAGAUACCCUUGGACAGGUGCCUCUAAUAAAUGCUUAAUUUUCCAUUGGAGACACCUAGUAAUUGCCUUUGCCUGUUCAUGGGUAAGUGAAUAUGACCUCCGUCUUGAACACUCCAUUGGCAUUAGUAGUACCCAUUUUGGGUGCAUUUUGAAGCACAUGAUGUUCUUUAUCCUACUUGCUGGGAUUCAAAUGUGGAAGAGCAGCCUUUAAUCUUACUUGAAGUAAACAAAACAGUGUCAUGAACAGUCCUACUACAGUACUGUGGAUACUUGAGAUGUGCCCUGAUAACAAGUCUUUUCAAAGCUGCCUUCAACCUAAGGUUAAGUAUUUGGUGAAUGAAUACAAUUAGUGAAUAUUCAGAUCUCAGCAACAUCAAUAAAUCUGUUUUGCAAGAACAGUUAUUUAUGUCCACAAUUUCAAAAUAAUUCUCAAAUACUAAUUUUACAUGUGUAACAAAUAAGUAAAAUUCAUUGGAAGUUUUUUUUUUUUUGCCAAAUAUUUCUGCUGGUGACAGACUGUUCACCAAACUCAUCCUCCAGGCAUACAGCUAGAUUUGUGUCCCAGCUUCCUUUGCAGUUCAGUUGCGCCAUCUUGGCUGAAUUCUGGUCAAAGCAUUGUGGGUAAAAGUGAUUUCCCAAUUAAGUCCAUGCCUUCUCCUUUUCCCCCUAUCCUCUACCCCACCGGCUGGAUGAAGAAGUCUGAGAUACAUAAGAGGAAGGAGUCCUAUUUUGAAAGAAGCCUAGAUUUCUGAACUCUGUGUACAUUUUUGGACUGUUUGUUAGUAAAAAAUAAAG
This is a messenger RNA of Condylura cristata (star-nosed mole), 7184 nucleotides long. RefSeq names its product PHD finger protein 14 (gene PHF14). The record is from RefSeq and is a predicted model, not a curated record. Gene Ontology annotation, biological process: regulation of transcription by RNA polymerase II. The transcript is spliced from 19 exons. NCBI's taxonomy places the organism in Eukaryota, Metazoa, Chordata, Mammalia, Eulipotyphla, Talpidae. The coding region runs from base 459 to 3302 and encodes 947 amino acids.